AUGCCCAUGUGCGGUGGAACAAAGUCUGUGCAGCGCAAGCUGGUGCUUCUCGGUGACGGUGCAUGCGGCAAGACCUCAUUACUGAAUGUCUUCACAAGAGGCGAGCCCACAGUAUUCGACAUCUACAUCGACAACACACACGUUGAGCUCAGCUUAUGGGACACCGCCGGGCAAGAAGAAUUUGAUAGGCUACGAUCAUUGAGCUACGAUGACACGCACGCGAUCAUGCUCUGCUUUUCGGUCGACUCACCGGACUCGCUCGAGAACGUGGAAACGAAAUGGGUCGGCGAAAUAGCAGAGAACUGCCCCGGCGUUAAGCUCGUUCUAGUGGCACUCAAGUGUGACCUGCGGAAGAAGGAGGACGACGACGCCGACGACCAGCAACCUGAGAAACCAUGCAUCGACUACAACGAGGGUCUGCGCGUAGCGGAGAAGAUCAAGGCACUGCGGUACCUGGAAUGUUCCGCUAUGAAGAAUAGAGGUGUGAACGAAGCGUUUACUGAAGCCGCCCGCGUCGCUCUGCAAGUCAAGACCAGCAAAGACAAGAGCGGCGGUUGCACAAUCCUCUAG
This is a messenger RNA of Alternaria arbusti, 570 nucleotides long. RefSeq lists its product as uncharacterized. Lineage: Eukaryota; Fungi; Ascomycota; Dothideomycetes; Pleosporales; Pleosporaceae. The transcript is spliced from 6 exons. Gene Ontology annotation, molecular function: GTP binding; GTPase activity. The record is from RefSeq and is a predicted model, not a curated record. Bases 1 to 570 code for a protein of 189 amino acids. Gene Ontology annotation, biological process: small GTPase-mediated signal transduction.